AUGGCGAUGCGGCUGGCGCUAGCCAUGCUGCUGGUGGCGGCGGUGGCGUCGCAGCUGCCGUCGGCGGCGGUGGCCGCCAACUACACGGUGGGCGACGAGAAGGGGUGGAACCCGGACGUGGACUACACGGCCUGGGUGAAGAAGCACAAGCCCUUCUACAAGGGAGACUGGCUCAGUAAGCUGCUGCUGCUUCUUCUUGUCGCUGUUGUGUCCACGGAUGCUUGGAUCCAUGGUCACAUAUAUAUCCAGCAAGCAUUGCUGACCACCAUGAUGCAUCGUCUGGUUGCAGUCUUCGAGUACCAGAACGGGCGGUCGGACGUGGUGCAGGUGGACGAGGUCGGGUACGACAACUGCGACAAGGCGAGCGCGCUGAGCAGCUACAGCAAGGGCCACACCUACGCCUUCCAGCUCAAGGAGGCCAAGGACUACUACUUCAUCUGCAGCUACGGCUACUGCUACAGCGGCAUGAAAGUCCACGUCACAGCCAAGUCGUCCGGCUCUUCCUCCUCCGGAUCCGGAUCCAGCUCCUCCUCCGGUGACGAUUCCUCCUCCUCUGAUGACUCCUCCUCCGGUGACUCGCCCUCGCCGCCCGCCAAGAAGUCCAAGGCCAAGUCCAGCGCCGCGCCGCCGCCGUCGCUCCUCGCCGCCACGCCCAUUGCCGCCGCCGCCGCCGCCGCUCUUCUCCUCAACAGGAUGCUCUGA
Molecule: messenger RNA, 702 nt
Organism: Miscanthus lutarioriparius
Lineage: Eukaryota; Viridiplantae; Streptophyta; Magnoliopsida; Poales; Poaceae
Source: the annotation of a GenBank genome assembly